Lasiosphaeria miniovina is the source of this 1974-nucleotide messenger RNA. RefSeq names its product major facilitator superfamily domain-containing protein. The record is from RefSeq and is a predicted model, not a curated record. Gene Ontology annotation, biological process: transmembrane transport. Gene Ontology annotation, molecular function: transmembrane transporter activity. Bases 1 to 1974 code for a protein of 657 amino acids. Gene Ontology annotation, cellular component: plasma membrane. The transcript is spliced from 5 exons. NCBI's taxonomy places the organism in Eukaryota, Fungi, Ascomycota, Sordariomycetes, Sordariales, Lasiosphaeriaceae.
AUGCAAAAAAAGACGGCCCAUGUAAGGGACCCGUCUGACAGUGAGCCCCCACCUCUCCUAUACGCUCGCCGGAAUGGUUGCCGGACUAACACGCCUAACGGUGCCGAUGUCAAGCCUCCUCGGCCCGCUCAGCCUGCCGAACGAGAGCACGCCAGCUCGGAACAUCCGCACGCCAGCUCGGAACAUCCAGACCAGUCCGAAAAGGGUGACAAGCUCGACAAGCCCAACGACGCCGACGUGGUCUACCCAACCGGUCUAAAGCUCGUCCUGGUGCUCUCGUCCAUGUUCAUCGGCAUGUUCCUGCUGUCUCUGGACCGCCUCAUCAUCUCGACGGCCAUCCCGCAAAUCACCAACGACUUCAACUCGGCCGGCGACAUUGGCUGGUACGGCACCGCCUACCUGCUCACCAACUGCGCCUUCCAGCUGUUGUUCGGCAAGCUGUACAUGGUCUUCAGCAUCAAGACCGUCUUCCUCGCCUCCAUCUUUCUGUUCGAAGUCGGCUCCGCCCUGUGCGGCGCCGCCCCGACCUCUGUCGCUUUUAUCCUCGGGCGUAGCAUAGCCGGCCUGGGGGCGGGCGGCAUUGCCGCUGGUGUCAUGGUCAUCAUCGUGUACGCAGUCCCACUACAGAGCCGGCCCAAGUACCAGGGCUUCUUCGGCGCCGUGUUCGGCGUGUCGUCCGUCAUCGGCCCGCUCGUCGGCGGCGCCUUUACCACCCACGUCACCUGGCGCUGGUGCUUCUACAUGAACCUGCCGCUCGGCGCCGUCGUCAUGGCCUUCAUCUUCCUGCUGCUCGACAUCCCCGACCGCCCGGGCACCCACAUCCCCCUCCGGGCCAAGGUCGCCCAGCUCAACGCCCUCGGCUUCGCCGCCCUGCUGCCCGGCGUCGUCUGCCUGUGCUUGGCCCUGCAGUGGGGCGGGACUACCUAUGCCUGGAGCAACGGCCGCAUCGUCGCGCUGCUCGCGCUGUCCUUUGCGCUACUGAUCGCCUUCGCCGCCAUCCAGGUCUGGAAGCCCGGCCAGGCCAUCGUGCCGCCACGUGUCUUUCUGCAGCGCAGCAUCGCCUCGGGCGUGCUGGUCAGCGCCUGCGUCGGCGCGCACUCGAGCCUGUUCAGUACAGUCUACUACCUGCCCGUGUGGUUCCAGGCCAUCCAGGGCGUGUCGGCCGUCGACAGCGGCAUCCACCUGCUGCCGAUGGUGCUGCCGCUGGUCGUCUCGUCCAUCGCCUCGGGCAUUUUGGUGUCGCGCAUCGGCUACUACACGCCCUUCAUGAUCUUCGGGACCAGCCUGACGGCCGUCGGCGCGGGGCUGAUCACGACGCUGAGCGUCGACGCGUCGGCCGGCCGCUGGGCCGGCUUCCAGGUCGUCUACGGCUUCGGCAUGGGAGCGUGCAUGCAGGGCGCUAACAUGGCCGCGCAGACGGUGCUGCCGCGCGAGCUGGUGUCGAUUGGCGCCUCGCUCAUGUUCUUCUCUCAGCUGUUGUUCGGCGCCGUCUUCACGUCUGUCGGCGGCAAUGUGCUCUCCAACCAGCUCGCGAGCCGCCUGGUCGGCAUCUUGCCGGGCAGCGGGAACGGGGGUGACGCGAGUGCGGUUACCGGCACUGGUGCCACGGACCUCCUCGACCGCGUUCCCGCGCAGCUGCGGCCGGCCGCGCUGGAGGCAUACAACGACUCGCUGCGCGUGUGCUUCCAAGUUGCGCUCGUCCUAGCGGCUGUGUCGAUUAUUGGCGCGCUGACCAUGGAGUGGCGUAGUGUCAAGAAGAAGGGCGGUGAGAAGGGCGCGGCCGGUCACAAGGCCGCUGAGGAGGGCAAGGCUGGCGGCAAGGAUGCGUCUGUUGGAGAGAAAGAGACGGAAGCUGACAAGGAUAGGAAGGGCAGCAAGGACAGCAAGGACAGCAAGGACAGCAAGGACAGCAAGGACAGCAAGGACAGCAAGGACAGCAAGGACAGCAAGGACAGCAAGGACAGCAAGGCGUAA